CGAGGCGUCGGGAGGGCCUAGGUUCGUGUGCGGUGCCCUUCGGCCGGCCUGAGCCCCAGAGUCAGCUCCCCUUUCUCGCCCAGCGCCCCCAGGCCGCUCCCGGGGCACACGGAAUAAUACAGAAACACUGAAAACAGCUCCUGGUAGGGGGUGAAAAAAGGCCAGCACAGACCCCAUUUGGCUCACAUUCUGUUCAUCUGUUCCCUGAGCCUGAACGAUGACUGCUGAGUCAAGGGAAGCUACGGGUCUGUCCCCCCAGGCUGCACAGGAGAAAGAUGGCAUCGUAAUCGUGAAGGUAGAAGAGGAAGAUGAAGAUGACCACAUGUGGGGGCAGGAUUCCAGCCUGCAGGAGACGCCUCCUCCUGACCCAGAGAUAUUCCGCCAACGAUUCAGGCGCUUCUGUUACCAGAACACUUUUGGGCCACGAGAGGCUCUGAGUCGACUGAAGGAACUUUGUCAUCAGUGGUUGCGGCCAGAAAUAAACACCAAGGAGCAGAUCCUGGAGCUGCUAGUGCUGGAGCAGUUCCUUUCCAUUCUACCCAAGGAGCUCCAGGUCUGGCUGCAGGAGUACCGGCCCGACAGUGGAGAGGAGGCCGUGACCCUUCUGGAAGACUUGGAGCUUGAUCUGUCUGGACAGCAGGUCCCAGGUCAAGUUCAUGGGCCUGAGAUGCUUGCCAGGGGAGUGGUGCCUCUCGAUCCAGUUCAGGAGUCCUCAAGCUUUGACCUUCAUCAUGAGGCCACCCAGUCUCAUUUCAAGCAUUCAUCUCGGAAACCCCGCCUCUUGCAAUCCCGAGGUUGUGAAAACAAGAAUGAGAAUGAAGAGUCAACCUCAAAGGCUGAAGCUACAGAAGACUCAGCGUCACAUGGGGAAUCAGCAGGAAGAUUCCAGAAAGAGUUUGGAGAGAAACGUGAACAGCAGGGCAGAGUAGUUGAAAGGCAGCAGAGAAACCUUGAGGAGAAAACUGGAAAAGAGAAGAGAGAGUCAGGGCCUGCUACAGCCAAGGAAAAAAAACCCACCACAGGAGAGAGAGGCCCAAGGGAGAAGGGCAAAGGGCUGGGAAGAAGCUUCAGCCUGAGUUCAAACUUUAAUACCCCUGAAGAGGUUCCAACGGGAGCAAAGUCUCACAGAUGUGAUGAAUGUGGUAAAUGCUUUACAAGAAGCUCAAGCCUUAUCCGCCAUAAAAUCAUCCACACUGGAGAAAAGCCCUAUGAAUGUAGUGAGUGUGGGAAAGCCUUCAGUCUCAACUCCAACCUUGUCUUGCAUCAGCGAAUCCACACCGGAGAAAAGCCUCAUGAAUGUAACGAGUGUGGCAAGGCCUUCAGCCACAGCUCAAAUCUCAUACUGCACCAGCGCAUCCACUCUGGAGAGAAGCCCUAUGAGUGUAAUGAGUGCGGGAAGGCCUUCAGCCAGAGCUCAGACCUCACGAAGCAUCAGAGAAUCCACACUGGGGAGAAGCCCUAUGAAUGUAGCGAAUGUGGAAAAGCUUUCAACCGAAACUCAUACCUGAUUUUGCAUCGGAGAAUUCACACCCGAGAAAAGCCCUAUAAGUGCACUAAGUGUGGCAAGGCUUUCACCCGAAGCUCCACCCUCACUUUGCACCACAGAAUCCAUGCCAGAGAGCGAGCCUCAGAGUACAGCCCAGCUUCCCUGGAUGCGUUUGGGGCAUUCCUGAAAAGUUGUGUGUAAAGCAAGAAUUUGUCAUCAAGCCAUUUCCCUUUUUGUUUCUAAAAUUAUUUCAGAGAUGUGUGCCCAUGAAGGGAAAAAACAGCCUCAACAGAUUUCUUUUUAAAAAGUCACACCCAAGGAUCCUUAGAGUUACAUCAGCAGUGUUCUGCCUUUGUGUAGUCAGUCUGUAGGCAUGCAAUUCUUCCACAUAGCCCAUACAGGGAAAAGCUGGUCAGAUGGAUAAUCCAUACAAUAUUUCCACACAAGAUCAAAGCACAUGGAGUAAAUUGUCAAGUUUCCAGCAGUGAGGAUACUUGUAAGGCACUGUUGGACUUGCAGCAACCUCACCAUGUAAUUGACAGAUCAAGAUUGGCUCUGUGAUCAUGAUUCUGAGGUUAAGAAACCACUUGCUGUAAACAUGCUCUGCAUCUUGGCCAGCAUCUUACUUCUCCAAAAAGAGGAAUAGUUGAAACAAAAACUACAUUGGGACAUGCUGCUCAAGCUAGUUAUAUAUCCAUAAGUUACAUAUUUGAUCACUGGUAGCCUACCAAAGCUGUAGAAAUCUAGACUGUGCUGAUCAGUAUCAAACCAAAGAUUUCUAUCUCUUCCCAAAAGAGGGUUUGUGCACCAGUCUACAGUUCCAAAGGACCGCAACAAAUAUAGAUGGUUCUGUCCUCAUCACUGAAAUCAGUUCUAAUGAAAUAGCAAAGUGAUUCAAAACACUUCUCUCCCUUCUUGAAGUCCCUGAAGCACUGUAGCACUCCAAAAUUCAUUUCUCCAAAAGUGAGCACUUGAUUGUAUACAGUCUUUUUAAUUCUUCUUUGUUUCAUGUACAGAAGUUUUUAUCACACCCUGAAAGAGAUGCUUCAGUUGUCAAGGAAUGUAGUUAUAUUCCUGACAGCACAGCACUGGACAUUUAAAUGGCACUCCUGUGAUGACUUCUAAAAGCCCUGUGAAUCAGGAGACCUGAAAUAUGGUAGCCUGACCCAACUUUUAAAGAGGAUCUUGAGAGCCAAGAGGCAUGUUAAAACCUCUAGGAUUAAUGCUAUUUUUAUCCUAGAUAUAAACAAAAGAUGCUGGCGGGCUGCCCGCAUAGACUGUUUUAAACAUAGAUGAGUGAGUAAAUACCAUGGAAUGACAGAAAAUGACUCCAUUGUUACCAUCUUAAAGAAGAAAAAGUAUGAACGUUGACUAAGGUCAUUUUUUGACAUCUUUCCAUGGCAGAGAUUUUAGCCAUAAUUCUCUUCAGUAAACUGUGAAUAAUGUGAUGAUUUGGGCACUUUGUGAGUCAUUUGAUGCUUACAGAAAAUGUGUUGUUUUUUUUUUUUUUUAAUUAUUUUCAGAA
This is a messenger RNA of Castor canadensis (American beaver), 3011 nucleotides long. RefSeq names its product zinc finger with KRAB and SCAN domains 1 (gene Zkscan1). The record is from RefSeq and is a predicted model, not a curated record. Gene Ontology annotation, biological process: regulation of transcription by RNA polymerase II. Gene Ontology annotation, molecular function: DNA-binding transcription factor activity, RNA polymerase II-specific; RNA polymerase II cis-regulatory region sequence-specific DNA binding. Lineage: Eukaryota; Metazoa; Chordata; Mammalia; Rodentia; Castoridae.